Cucumis sativus (cucumber) is the source of this 1237-nucleotide messenger RNA. RefSeq names its product protein DEHYDRATION-INDUCED 19 homolog 4. The record is from RefSeq and is a predicted model, not a curated record. Bases 228 to 878 code for a protein of 216 amino acids. The transcript has 5 exons. Lineage: Eukaryota; Viridiplantae; Streptophyta; Magnoliopsida; Cucurbitales; Cucurbitaceae.
GUCGCGUCGUAGCCAGAGGGUCGGUAGAGAGUCUUUUGGUGCUCUCUCCGUCGCGUAAUUUCUGUGUCUUUUCCUCGCUGCCAUUUCUUCGUUUCUGUAAGGUCUAGUUUCUAGUUUGAUUUUGGAUUCCAUUUCGCGAUCUUCGAUAACGAUCGAGAUUUUUGUUUGUUUGUUGUGAGAAUUCAUCGGAGAUCAAUUUGUCGAAAGAAGAUUUUAGAGUUUAAUCGAUGGAUGACGAUUCAUGGGAUGCUCCUUUUCAAGUUUCGCGACGCUACCGAUCUCGGUCCGGCGUGUACCAAGGAGAUCAUGAAGAAAUUGAAGAGGAAAAUUCAAAAGCUGAAUUUUUAUGUCCUUUUUGCGCCGAGGAUUUUGAUAUCGUAGGUCUUUAUUGUCACGUCGACGAGGAGCACCCGGUGGAAGUCAAGAACGCGGUAUGUCCACUAUGCACAAAGAAGGUGGGGAUGGAUAUUGUUGGCCACAUCAUCUCACAACAUGGGAGCCUUUUCAAGGUGCAGCGACAUAGGAGAUUGCGAAAAAUUGGAUCCAAUUUGACAUUUUCAAAGCUGAGAAAAGAGCUCAGGGAAGGAAACUUGAGAUCCCUUCUUGGUGGUUCUUUACACUCUGCCCCCACAAGUACUGAGCCUGAUCCAUUGUUGUUUUCAUUUACUUCUAAUCUGCCUACUGUCAGUAAACCUGACAGGGUGCAGUCUCAGUCAUCAGCCGAAGUAAUUUCGUCAAAGGGAAAUCCUAACGUUCUUCCAGAGAGGAGCAAUUCCUCAAGGUUGGCGUCUUCAAAUAAUAAGGAUAUAAAGGAGAAGGCUCAGAAAUGUGAGUUUGUACAAGGGCUGUUGAUGUCUACUAUUCUUGAUGAGUUAUGAUAUGGUUAUAGGGUUCGUCGGAAGAGGAGACCUUGCCAGUUAAAAGUACGGAACCAUGAGCGUAGGUUAUCAGGAUGGAUCGGUCUGAUUUGAAUGUUGCAGCAGGUGGCACGGCAAUAGUUAUUAGGUAAUGUAAACCAUGCAAGGUUCUAUUAUCCAAAAGUAUAUAUGUGCAUAAAUGGAAAGAUGGAAGUUCUUGUUUUUAUCAACAUUUUAGUAUUAUGAUAUGAUAAUGCAACUCUUAAUCAACUCUCCCGAUCCCCUAGAACUUAAAGAGUUUGCUUGGGAAAAUAAUGUUAAUUUCAAGCUAUUUAAAACGUUGACUUUGCUUAAUAAAUGUGUUUGUAGGCUUUGGUGCA